Messenger RNA from Amphibalanus amphitrite, 1304 nucleotides. Its product is annotated as UPF0598 protein CG30010-like. The record is from RefSeq and is a predicted model, not a curated record. NCBI's taxonomy places the organism in Eukaryota, Metazoa, Arthropoda, Thecostraca, Balanomorpha, Balanidae. The transcript is spliced from 4 exons. Bases 62 to 757 code for a protein of 231 amino acids.
CCGAUCUUCGCAUGCUGUGUUGUGUGUGGCAUUGGCAAACGCAGGCAAACGCUCGAUUACGAUGGGGAUGCUGCCGGCUCUGUCGGCGCCCCUGCGGCCGACGCGCGCCCUGGUGCGCCGCUGUCUGAGCGGCCCUGCCCACCUGGGACCAUUCUCUGAUUAUGUCCAGGGUCAGUCGCCGGCACCCAAUGUCCGAGAGUACUUCUACUAUAUCGAUCAUCAGGGAAUGCUGUUCCUGGACGACGCCAAGAUGAAGAAUUUCACCUCAUGCAUCAAAGAGCAGAAAUUCCUGCGCUUCUUCUUCAACCAGCUGCGGAUGAACGACACGGAGCGGUACCCGGAGUUCCCAUUCAUAUCACCGUGCGGGCGCGAACGAAACUUUGUCCGCUGUAACGACCUGCCCAUUGUGUUCACACAUGUGCUGGCGCCUAGCGACGGGUCGUCGAACUUCAAGCUGUCGUAUAACCACGCUGGGGCGCUGCUGUCGACCGCGUUCGACCCGCACCUGCUCUGUAUGCUGCCGGGCACGGGUCGAGUCUACCACCCGGGACCGGCACGCUCCGGCGGCGUCGGGCUGGUCCGAUCGGCGCUGGCCAUCGAGUUCAGCCGCGGCUUCCGCUUCGACAAGGGCGAGACGAUGCCGCCGACACACUUCCAGUGGGAAGGCGAGACGUACAAGCUGACCAACGAGCUGGUGCCGGCCCUGCUGCAGAUGAGGGGCCGCUGUAACAUGGACGCGCACCCGAGCGACACCUGACGGCCUCUGAUGGGAGCUGAGGUCAUGACAGGAGGGUGGGGUGCAUUUGAGUGGCGGUACCAUGUGGCGGUAAGGGGUGCAGUCAUCUUUGUGCAAUGGAGAUGCGGCGUUAUGGCUGCAUAUUGUAUAUUGUUUCGUCGACUGUGAGUCAUUUGUAUAUACUUGAUGACAGAUAUGCUCAAAGCGCAGUACGCGAUUUCUAGACCAGUUGUUGAUGUUUUCGUGCGAGUGCCUUGAGGCAGACGCAGCAUAUGUGCUCAUAAUGUCAUGCGGUCAAGGUGAAGAUCUGUUGCGCUUUUGUGAAGCGCAAGCCACCGCUGCGGAGCCGGGCGGGGUUAAAAGUCGAUCGACGAAUCCGCUGUAGCCAGUCAUUGACAGCCGCUGCACGGUUUUGUCCCAGCUGAUACUCAUUAGUGUAAUUUAACAUUGUUUUACAUUGUUAUACAAUAUACAUGGUGCGUCAUAGCUGGACGAGCCAUAUGCAGCGUUAUAUAAGAUGUUGAAUAGUAUCAUCAUGUAAAUAAUCCGAAAUACACACGUGACGAUG